Messenger RNA from Lachancea dasiensis, 294 nucleotides. Lineage: Eukaryota; Fungi; Ascomycota; Saccharomycetes; Saccharomycetales; Saccharomycetaceae. The record is from the annotation of a GenBank genome assembly.
AUGUCUGCUCCAACGAUAGAGAGUACGUCCCAAUCUAUCUAUGAUAACUUACUCUCCACGAUGAUCCAAGAUAUUGUUGCCAGGAGCACGACUCAAGCAAAAACCUUGCGUGCUAGAUAUGGAGACAACUCUACGACGUAUUACUAUGACAAAUCUGGUGCCUUAGAUAUCAACGGUAUGCCCAAGCAACAGGAUAGCGCCAUCUACUUUCAUUGUACCCAUUGCGGCAGGGACGUUUCGGCCAAUCGGUUCGCAGCACAUGUUGAAAGGUGUCUCAGUCGGGGGAGGAGAUAG